Messenger RNA from Coregonus clupeaformis (lake whitefish), 2200 nucleotides. RefSeq names its product dnaJ homolog subfamily C member 25. The transcript is spliced from 4 exons. Bases 30 to 1073 code for a protein of 347 amino acids. NCBI's taxonomy places the organism in Eukaryota, Metazoa, Chordata, Actinopteri, Salmoniformes, Salmonidae. Gene Ontology annotation, cellular component: endoplasmic reticulum membrane. The record is from RefSeq and is a predicted model, not a curated record. Gene Ontology annotation, biological process: protein folding.
UCAAAUUCUGCGACUCAUCAAGUGGUGAAAUGUCUCCACUCACGGAGUAUGGGCGACACUUUGGUCAAUGGAUAGGCAUUAUAUUCAUUGUGGUGGUUUUCGUACCCUGGGCCACGGCGCUUAUCGAGGGACUUUAUUGUGGCACCGAGAUUUGUUACGAUGUACUCGGAGUGUCGAGAGAAGCGGCCAAAUCGGACAUAGGUCGUGCUUACAGACAGCUAGCCAGAAAGUAUCACCCGGAUAGAUUCUCAAGUCUUGCAGGCGAGACUCGUGAAAGUGCUCAUCAAAAAUUUCUUCUCGUUGCGACUGCAUAUGAAACUCUGAAGGAUGAGGACUCCCGUAGAGAUUACGACUACAUGCUGGACCACCCGGAACAGUACUACAGCCACUACUACACCUACUACAGCAGACGGCUGGCACCUAAAGUCGACGUGCGGAUUGUCAUUCUGGUGACCGUGGUUGCUAUAUCCAUUUUCCAGUACUACAGUUGGUGGGCCAGCUACACUGAAGCCAUCAACUACCUAUCAACAGUCCCCAAGUACCGUAUCCAGGCGACAGAGAUAGCCAAGCAGCUGGGUCUCCUGAACAAGACAAAAGAGAAGGGUAAAAACCGACGGUCCAAAGAGGAGAUCAGGGAACAGGAAGAAGAGAUCAUCCGUGACAUCAUCAAGAACAAGAUCGACAUCAAGGGAGGCUACCAGAAGCCUAAAAUCUUGGACAUCCUGCUCUGUAAGAUUGUCCUGUUCCCCUACUGCCUGUGUGUCUACGUGGUCUGGUACUGUAAGUGGAUCUACAGGUUCACCAUCUGCAGAGAGGAGUACGGAGACGAGGAGAAGCUGUACAUCAUCAGGAAGAAUAUGAAGAUGUCUCAGUCUCAGUUUGACGGUCUGGAGGAGGAGCAGAGAGAGACCUUCCUGGAGAGGCAGCUCUGGAUCAAAGACAACUAUGAGGUGUACAAGGAGGAGCAGGAGGAAGAGAUGAAGAUGAAGAUGGCCCUGGACCCCAGGUGGAAGAGGUACCGACGGUGGAUGAAGAAUGAAGGACCUGGACGACUCACUUUUAUUGAUGAUUGACAACAUGCAUAUUAUAUACUACACCUGACUUGUGCCAAUAUAUACAGAUAUACUAUAUACAGAUACACACUGUGUUGUACAGAAACACUGUGUUGUACAGAAACACUGUGUUGUACAGAAACACUGUGUUGUACAGAUAUACUGUGUUGUACAGAUAUACUGUGAUAUACAGAAACACUGUGUUGUACAGAUAUACUGUGAUAUACAGAUAUACUGUGUUGUACAGAAACACUGUGUUGUACAGAAACACUGUGUUGUACAGAUAUACUGUGUUGUACAGAUAUACUGUGUUGUACAGAUAUACUGUGUUGUACAGAAACACUGUGUUGUACAGAUAUACUGUGUUGUACAGAUAUACUGUGUUGUACAGAUAUACUGUGUUGUACAGAAACACUGUGUUGUACAGAUAUACUGUGUUGUACAGAUAUACUGUGUUGUACAGAUAUACUGUGUUGUACAGAUAUACUGUGUUGUACAGAUAUACUGUGUUGUACAGAUAUACUGUGAUGUACAGAUAUACUGUGAUAUACAGAAACACUGUGUUGUACAGAUAUACUGUGAUAUACAGAUAUACUGUGAUAUACAGAAACACUGUGUUGUACAGAUAUACUGUGAUAUACUGUGUUGUACAGAUAUACUGUGUUGUACAGAUAUACUGUGUUGUACAGAUAUACUGUGUUGUACAGAUAUACUGUGAUAUACAGAUAUACUGUGAUAUACAGAAACACUGUGUUGUACAGAUAUACUGUGUUGUACAGAAACACUGUGUUGUACAGAUAUACUGUGUUGUACAGAUAUACUGUGUUGUACAGAUAUACUGUGAUAUACAGAAACACUGUGUUGUACAGAAACACUGUGUUGUACAGAAACACUGUGUUGUACAGAAACACUGUGUUUGCAUAUCUGAGUGUUUGUGAAUACAUCUACUGAUGAUAAUGCCUGUUUGUAUGGAUAAUUAUUUUUAUAGAUAUUGUUUGGGGAUGUUUAAAGCCAGUGAAAGGUACUAAUGUAUAACUAUAAUAAGAUGUAUUGAAGCCUUAUACAGCAUAUCGAGAGCUGGGGACUAGAAGGGUCUAUCUGCAAAAAUAUGAUUCUGAGAUAAUUGGCUUUAAAGUUCUGAACCCUCA